CUCCACGAUGUGUACACAAAAAGUGGUUUAUUAUACCAUAGUGGUCCUAUUAUUAAAAAUAACAUAUUCCUAUGUUUUGACUGAACAAAAUCACUUAAUUCCAGAACAAUGGGCAUUAGAAGGCAUGCCCUUUUUAUCAAUUAUUUUUGCAACGUCGGAAUAUUUGCCGGCUGGACCAUGCAAGGAAGACACACGGAGAUUUUUGCAUGACCUACUUAAAGGUUCUCUUUGGGCUACGCAAAUGUUCGAUUCUUCUACAAAAUAUCCGGAUGGUAUAUUCUACGGACAUACAAGACAUCUAGGAAAUUUUGAUGAGUGUUAUAACAUACAAGUUAAUAUCACAGAAGAGGGUACCGAUGUUCAUGAAAUUAAUGGAAAAUAUUGCUUAAUCGAUAUUAUAUAUAAGAAGAAGCAAACUACAUCAGUCCAACAAAAAUCAUCAGAAACACAAUAUAUGAACAAUUCCUUAGACAUAACCAAUUCUUUUUGGAAAGUAUUAGAGCAAUUGGAAGGUCACCCAUAUCGUAUACGCAGAAAUCGUUUACAAUUGGCUUUGUGUGUACCGGCGACCUGCAGUGCGGAAAAUAUAGAAACAGCCUUGAAAAUAUCUUUAAAAGGACUUGGAACAAGUAAAAAUAUUGAGUUGCAGACAAGUGUGCAACCUAAUUCUUGUCAUACAGUCAAAGAAGGGCCAAAGUUUACUCUUGGUGCCGGAGUUUACUGUGUUGUACUUGUCGCUUUGCUGAGUCUGGUCAUAAUCAGCACUUGGUACGACCGUACGCCAAGUGGAGAUGGAAAUAAUAUGUCUGUAAUACGAAAUAUCAUGCUACACUUUUCUGCUCGGAGAAAUUAUGAAAAAAUUUUCAACGUAAAUUAUACACAUACAGGGCUUGACUCUAUAUAUUUUAUACGGUUUUUUAUUAUCAGUUUGACGGUUUAUAUGCAUAAUGUAAUGCAAUAUAUGUUUAUUCCCAUUAUUAAUGUAGUUGAUAUAGAAGAGAUAUACAAAAUACCUUUGAUUACAUUAAUAGUGAACGCUACAGUCACAAUAAACAUAAUGUUCGCCUUGAGCGGCGUUCUACACGCAUUUCAAUUAUUGAAAGACUUGGAUCAAAAUAAACAAUUAAAAUUUGUUAAAAAUGUCGCAUUGAGAUACAUGAGGUUAACGCCGUUAUAUGCUACAAUAAUUGGCUUCUACAUUUGGAUCCUCCCAUUACUGGGAUCCGGACCAUUUUGGAAUCAUGUGGUCGAAGAAUGCGCUCAUUGUGCAAAAAAUUGGUGGAUAAAUCUCUUGUACAUUCACAAUUACGUCGCAGUUUCGGAAUUCUGUGUCACCCACGGCUGGUAUUUAGCAGCAGACUUUCAACUUUUUGUUUGCAGUCAAUUUAUAAUAUAUGCAUUUUGGUGUAUGCCGCGCAACAUAGGGUAUCCUUUUCUCGGGAUAUUAACAUUAAUAAGUUGCACUGUAUCUUUUGUUGCCACUUACGUAUAUAAUGCAUCUUCCAUCCUACGAUUUACACCAUACGUAACAAAAUUAGCAGAUCUACCAGAAUUCAAGGCAUAUUAUAUCCAAACACAUAUGUCUGCUACUGGAUACCUUGUUGGUAUAAUAGCUGGUGCAAUACUUCACGAUCACAAAGGCAGUUCCUGGCGUUUGUCUAAGUUCUGGUCAAACGUCUUGGUUUGUCCGAUGCCUGUGGUUUUAUAUGUCGCCAUCCAAUAUUGGGCGCAUAAAUUUUUUAUAUUGAGCAAGCCGAAUCUGUUUGAAGAAGCACUUUUUGCAUUUUUCCAAAGGCUUAUUCCCGCCUUGUGCACAUGUUCUAUAAUAAUUUUGUCAUCCAUCGGCAUUCAAUCAAAAUUUUACCACCGUUUCUUUACAUCUCGUUGGAUACAGCCAUUAGCAAAUUUAACUUAUGGAGUUUACAUGGUACAUUUUAUAUUGCUUACAUCUGACAUGGAACAAACAAAAAUUGCAAAAACGUUUAGCUUUAUUAAAUCAAUAUUGGAAACCAUUCCGGUGCUGCUACUUUCUUACAUAAUUUCUUUACUUCUUGCAAUAUGCAUCGAGAUGCCAUUCAGAAGUUUAACAAAAUGGUUAUUCCUUAAAAACAACACACCUAACAUAAAUGGAAGGAUACUCGGGAACAAAGUAAUAAAAAUGGAAUAAUUAUGUUAUGUCUACAUUUUGCCAAGAACGAAAAAUUGGGGGAAGCACGAUUAUCUUUCAUGAUCCAAGUUUUCUUGUAAAUGCGAGUCGAUCAAGCGCCGCGGUCGCGACACGACGCCGAGUACAUAUGAAACAAAAGCGACCGUGGUAGCUUUUCCGGAAUUUCGGAGGAUCAAUUGGUCUUCCGAGUCAAAUAUUUCAAGCAUGAAAAUUAUAAUCAACAAUCCGAUGACAUUUUUCUUAUAUAAUGUCUAUCUUACGCAUAAUUUGCAACAAGCUCGAUCAAGAUUGGUGCAGGAAAUAAAGAGAUCUCGAAAUUUCGUCAACAAAAAGAUCCUUUUCUUUCGCUAAGAAUUUUAAGAUAUCAGAUCUCACAUAUACGCACACAAGCAAAGCGAGUUUCUCCAUCAAGCUGCGUUUGCAUUGCCACGCGAUGUCAGCUUCAGAUUACACGUAUAUGCACGGACACAAGUAAUGCGAGUUUAUUAUCAAAUGUGUUUGCAACAUACAGGUUGAAAUAAAAUAAGCAUUUCAUUA
Messenger RNA from Harpegnathos saltator (Jerdon's jumping ant), 2704 nucleotides. Its product is annotated as nose resistant to fluoxetine protein 6-like. The record is from RefSeq and is a predicted model, not a curated record. NCBI's taxonomy places the organism in Eukaryota, Metazoa, Arthropoda, Insecta, Hymenoptera, Formicidae. The transcript has 12 exons. Gene Ontology annotation, molecular function: acyltransferase activity, transferring groups other than amino-acyl groups. The coding region runs from base 8 to 2167 and encodes 719 amino acids.